Molecule: messenger RNA, 2082 nt
Organism: Durusdinium trenchii
Lineage: Eukaryota; Dinophyceae; Suessiales; Symbiodiniaceae
Source: the annotation of a GenBank genome assembly
AUGGCGGAUGACUCAAGCGACUUGCUGGAGGGCUUACACAGCCUGGACAUCACCGCUUGCAAAGAGCACAUCCGCCAGCUGCAAGCACGACGAGAGAGACGUCGUGAGCUUGUGGAGAGGUUGCAGGAAAAGCUGAAGGCCCUGAACAAUGAGUUGGCUGCGAGAAAAGAGGAGGCCGACCGCUGCAAGAAGGAUCUAUUGGAGGAGCAGGCGAAGAACCGCCGCCUUGCUGAAGCGAGGCGCGGACAGAAGACUGGAAAGGAGGUAGUACAGAUUCAAGACGACCAGCACCGAGAACAGGAGCUGGAGCUCCAGGCAGCGACUGUCCGGCGCUUCAUGGAAAGUACCCUCCAGGAGAAGGUGAAGAGAGACAGCACUCAGAAUGAGCUGGGCAUACGGAUCUACGACGAAGUUGAGCUCAUGGUGGAGAAGUCAGCAGACGAGCAAGCUCUCGAAAGCAAAUAUAUCGACACGGUGCUGGUGACCUACUGCGUCCCCAACUCCGAGCUGAAAUACAACCUCAGCUUUCGUGUGGAUAAGAACAUGACCACUAAAAAGCUGAGGGAGGAUGCUUGCUUGUAUUGGGGCUUGUCGGAGGUAGAGUUCAUCCUCAAGACCAUGAGCAACGCCAAAGUCCAUGACGAGCUUGCGAUCCAAAGCUGCUUCCGCGAGAAUGAAGAUGCUCAGUUCCUUUUGGUGCAAAAGACACCGAAGAAUGCCACGCUGAUGGACAAGGAGCUCUUGCACAUCAUGCCCAAAGCUGGCCGCAAGGCUCGGCGCGUGGCGAAACAGUCGGGCAAGCUUGGGGAGGCCAAGGGUGAGUCUGCUGCAGGUGUUGGGGGAGAGUUGGCUGAGCAGAUGCUGCUGUUGCCGGGCCUUUUCAGGUACAUGACCCAGCGGGACCAGAACGUCAAACAGCACUUAGAGAGACUGAAGUUGCGGAACCUCUGUAUCUAUCUCACGGUGCUGAUCAUGACGAUCGUGGACAUCUAUCUCCAACUUCCUCCUGGCGCUACAUACAGCUGCCGAGAAGGUGUGGUCCAGCUCAUGACCGAAGGUGAUGGGCAGGGCUUACAUUUCGAGGAGAUCCGUUCGUUGGAGGAGGUCUGGCCUUGGCUCUCUGACACGGUGGCUGACCAACUCUUGGUCAAGUCAUCACCUUUGCGCACAUACAAUUAUCCCGUGGGCUAUUUGCAGGUACGUUUGCAGGAGGUUCAGCCGCCAACGGCUGCGCGGUGUGCACAGCUGGACUCUGCUUAUGCCGUACCUGUGAAUGUGACAUGCUUUGCAACACAAUACACAGCCCUGACUGCAGAGACCAGCACUAAUGUCGAGGUGGAAGACUACUUCACCAACAGGCACAAGAAAUCAUGGGCCUUGCUUUACUUGUCACUCCUUGUUUGCGGCUGUCCGACCUUCUGUGGGUGGGCACGGUUGUCCACAAAGACAACGAAGACGAUGCUUUAUGGGGAAGGUCAGGUGCAACCGCCUGAGCUUGUGGGGAAGGGAUCAGGUGAUCCCCCAGUGGAGACCGGACGCAAUCCGCAAGCAGUAGCCUUAGACUUCAUUUGGGGCAUCGUUUUGAUUCCCGUGGGGAUCUUGGGCCUCAUCUUCUUCUAUUUGUUUGGCGGCUUCGUGAGCACCGUCUCCAAGCCACCGCCCUCAGUGCCACUCACGGAGGCCUUGAGCGCGCUGGUGUCCAUUGAGGAUGACUACGCCGCGCGUGGGCCUCGCAUGGGUCUUCGACAGCGCUUGGCACAGUGGUUCCAGUGGUCGGAGCCCCAAAGACGUUUGGACUUCGAGCUUGGAGAAGUGAAGAGCCGAUCCAGUCGGGAAGUGAUCCGGAAGCGGGGCAUGGACGCGGCUGAAGAUAUUGCUUCUGUGGUGGAAUACUUCAUUGCUGGCAAUGGCAUUGUUGAUGACUCAGGCUCUGCCAGGUUUGCAGAUCGCAUUGCCAGCGAUGAGGCCUCGAGGGGCUAUCCUGAAGCUGAGAAGUUUGCAGAGAAGGCCCUUCAUGAAGGUCGAGAGGCUUUGGAGGACGCGGUCAGCAUGUUGCAAGAAGCGCUUGAAGAAGAGUCGUGA